GACGAGGGGGGACCUCAUUGAAGUACAGAAUAGUGAGAGGUCUGGGUAGAGCGGAUGUGAGGAUGUUUCCACUGGCGGGAGAGUCUAGGACUGGAGGUGACACAAUAAACAAUGGACAAGAACAUAAAAUAACCCUCUCGCUGCGCCACCUGCAGAGAUGUAUGUGACUGGUUUGUCCUAAUUGUUUGAUAAAAAGGGGAACUGGUGUAACAAUGACGUAAUGACACACACACUUGUUGGAUAAUGCAAAAUGUAAGAGGGAGUGAAUGGUUUUGGUCACCGUGUCUCCACCCCGGGUCUAUAUAAAGCCCACAUUUGGAGGCAGAGCAACAUCAGAUGCCGCUACACCGGCCGGGGUAGAGGAACAAGACAAGCGUUGUUCGCCGGCCAUCGACCAAGGCUCAAGUUCGGGGGGUUUGGUGAGGCGCUAAGACAAUAGCGGAUGGGAUCACACAGCAGUAUCUCACAGAAGUCACCCGCCAGCGUGGACAAAUGUGAUUUCAAGAGGUACGACGAAAGGGAUCGCUUUAGGAUGAUCAGAAAUAUGAACCAUGAGAUUCUCCGGGUGUAUGCCGAUGGAACGCCAUACCCGACGGCCGAAUUUGCGCAGCGACCAGUCCCAAGGUCACAAGCAGAUAAAGAUGGCGUCGAGUUUAACAUGAGAUGGUAUAAAAGAAAAAAUAAUAUACAGAGGCCCAAUGGCAUCCCGGUCGUCUUCCAGAUUAAGGUCAACGGGUCGGACUAUCACUUGUGUUGCCCUAAGGAAGGAACGAGACUGAUGUUUAAGGAAGGCGAAGCUCCAGCUAAAGUUAAACAGAAUAUGAACAUUAUCUUUUUCCAGCAGUAUUUAGAUGGACAAUAUCACAAGUUUGAAUCUGCAUGGGCACAGGGAUGGUUCUUGUGCACCAAAGAUCACACUCUUGCUAUGAAGACUGCUGAUGGGACGGACGAAAUGAUAGCCAUCGGCUUGGAUACGUUAUAAGAUCCUUCUACCCUGUCAAAUAUUCAUCAUAAUUCUCACUUGAAUUAACAUUCCCAGUUAAUUUAUAGCACAGAAACUGCUCUCCUCAAAGUCCUCAACGACCUCCUCACCUCUGCUGACACCAGCUCCCUCAACAUCCGCCAUGUCAUUAAAACCUCCUUCUUCCAUCUCCGCAACAUCGCCAAACUCAGACCCUCUCUGACACCUCCCGCUGCUGAAAGACUCAUCCAUGCCUUCAUCUCCUCCCGACUGGACUACUGCAACUCGCUUCUCCUUGGCAUCAGCUCCACCUACAUCAACCGACUCCAACUGGUCCAGAACGCAGCCGCCCGACUCAUCACCCACACCAAAUCCUGGCAUCACAUCACUCCAGUCCUCAAACAACUUCACUGGCUUCCCAUCUCCCACCGGAUCACCUACAAAAUCCUGAUCCUCACCUACAAAGCCCUCCACCAUCUGGCCCCCCCAUAUCUCACUGACCUCCUCUCCCCCUACCAACCCUCAGAUCCACAUCUGUCACUCUGUACUCAGUCAUUUGAUUCUGCGGCUGGCACUGGCCACUUUAAUAACUGGCACUGGCCACUCAAAUCAGCUGCCCCAGACAUUUUUAUGAUUGGAUUAUUGUAUUUUAACGUUGUGAUUUACCUGCUUUUAACUAUUUAUACUGUUCCAUCAGGGACUGGAUUGUUUUUAGUGUUAUUAUGUGUGAAAUGUUUUAAAUUUCAUGCGAUGAUUAUUCCCUGGGAAACGUCUUUUCAUUUUGCACCGUACAACUGUUGCUUGCAAGAUGACAAUAAAGGUUGAUUGAUUGAUCAGCCGGUCUCCUCUCCAUCCACAAGUCCAACCUCCGCAGUUUUGGGGACAGAGCCUUCUCCAGGGCAGCUCCCAGGCUCUGGAACUCCCUCCCCCAACUGAUCCGCAAUUCCGUGUCCCUCACCAUCUUCCAGUCCCACCUCAAGACUCAUCUCUUCACCUCUGCCUAUCCUUAGCCCCCACGUCCCCCUCCCUUUCCAUAUGUGCAUUAAUUGCCUCGUAUUGUGUUUUGUAUUGAAUUCUGUCUUUACUUUGUGUACAAGUCAUGUCUCUACUAUUUAUUUCAUUCCCCUUACAUGUUUUUCCUCUACCUGCUAAAUUUUUUGUAAGGUGUCCUUGAGACUCUUGAAAGGCGCCCAUAAAUAAAAUUUAUUAUUAUUAUUAUUAUUAUUAAUUUAAACGAAUGACGCACUUUCAGAGAAGCCAUGGUCAGUUCACUCUGUCUCUCACAAUUUAAUGAUCUUUAAUCAAAUCUCCCCUCAGCUACGAGAAGAUUGUCAAAGACUGAUGACACAAACAUCAAGUUAUUAAAAGCAGAGGCUCAGACCAUUAUUGAAGUCUGGGCUGAGAAGUGAUUCCACUUCAUACCGCUGGGGUGUAAACUACCCAAGCGAAAUAUGGCUCUGACGAAGGAUCUCGACCUGAAACCUCACCUAUUUCCUUCUCUCCAUAGAUGCUGCCUCACCUGCUGGGUUUUUCCAGCAUUUUUGUCGACAAGUGAAAUAUGAGGAGCUGUUCCUCCAAUUUGUGCUGGGACUGACUCUGACAAUGGAGGAGGCCCAGGACAGAAAGGCCAGACAGUAUGGGAGGGGGAGUUAAAGUGUUUAGCAACCAGGAGAUUAGGCCGACUGAGCAGAGGCUUCAGCAAAACGAUCGCCAAACCUGCCUGCACCCCAGUGGUAUGAACAUUGACUUCUCUAACUUCAAGUAGCCCUGGCUUUCCCUCUUUCUCCAUUCCCUCCCAGUCUUACUGUCUCCAACUAUCUCUCUCUCUACUGCCCACUCCCCUGACAUCAGUCUGAAGGAAAGCUGUAGGCCCAGAUGGUAUAUCUGGGCCAGUACUAAAGUCUUGUGCUAAUGAGCUAGCUCCAGUGUUCACCACAAUGUUCAACCUCUCCCUGGCCAAGUCCGUGGUCCCUGCCUGCUUCAAGAGAUCCACUAUUGUCCCAGUGCCUAAGAAUGCCUCUCCAGCCUGCUUGAACGACUGGUGGCUCUCAACUCGGGGGUUAUGAAAUGCUUUGAGAGGCUGAUCAAGGACUACAUCUGCGCCUUCCUCCUUCGCACAAUGGAUCCGCUGUAGUUCACAUACAGUUCAAACAGAUCCAUGCAUGAUGCCAUCUCCCAGGUUUUGCACACCAUUCUUUCUCACCAUGACUUUUAAAAAAAAAUGUAAAUACUAUUUCUGUUUGGUUGUUUUGCACAAGCACUGCCACUUUCUGUACAUCAUUCAAAGGCACAGCAUUUCCUUCCAUUCAUUGCUACGCAGACAAUACACACCUGAAGCCCAAAAACGAUCAAAUCUGCUUAACAUUAUCCGCUGCCUCGAGGGUAUAAAGUGUUGGAUGGCCCAGAACUUCCUCCAACUAAACGAGAGUAAGUCUGAGGUCAUCCUUCUCAGCCCCUCGCACUCAAUCAAAAUGAUAGCAGGCAACCUUGGAAGCCUUACCCCACUACUCAAACCUCACGUCAAAAACCUUGGCAUAUUUGACUCAGCAUUGAAAUUUGACAAACAAGUAAAAGCUAGCUUCUUCCAGCUUCAGACGACAGCUAAAAUAAAACAAUUCCUCGAAAAGAUCAUCCACACAUUUAUCUCCUCCCGCCUAGAUUACUGCAACUCCCUUUACACUGGCAUCAGCCAAUCUUCCCUGUCCCGCCUGCAACUGAUCCAAAACGCCGCAGCGAGACUCCUGACGGGCACCCGAAAAAGGGACCACAUCACCCCGAUCCUGGCCUCUCUCCACUGGCUCCCAGUGCGGUUCUGAAUAAAUUUCAAGAACCUCCCUUAUGUCUACAAAGCCUUCAAUGGGCUCGCCCCCACCUACAUCAAAAGUCUGCUUACCCACCGCACCACCUCCAGGUCCCUCAGAUCGGCCGACUUGGGGUUACUGAACAUCCCGCGGUCCAGGCAUAAGCUCAGGGGUGACCACGCCUUUGCGGUUGCAGCUCCUAGACUGUGGAACAGCAUCCCCCUUCCCAUCAGAGCUGCCCCCUCCAUCGACUCUCAAGUCAAGACUUAAAACUCAUCUUUACUCUCAAGCCAUUCUUGACGUCCUCUGAGGGAGGGCUAUAUGUAUGUAUUUAUGUAUGUACUUAAUCUAUGAACCAAUACCUCCAUCUUAAAGCACUUUGGCCAACGAGAGUUGUUUUUUAAAUCUGCUAUACAAAUAAAAGUGACUUGACUUGAUCUUGUUUAUGUAUGUGUAUGUGACAAAUAAAGUUGACUUGAAGGAUCUCGACAAAAUGGACUAAAAACGUUGCUUUCGAUUUUCCCUUUAAAAAUCAAAUAAUGACAACAAAUGAUUUCCAUGGGUCAAGCACAUAUCUCCUUCCUCUCCUAUUAUUCUGUUCUUUGAACCAUGAGAGCAGUCUAUCAGGAUGUUGGCUUCUCAAAAUAUCAGCAGAGAAUGAAGUUUCUGGCUGAUAACUGUUCACAACCAGUAACAGCAACAUAAUUCACAAUUUCGGGAUUUACUGCAGGGCUUUGAUCCACACAUGGGUUUAGUCCCCUGGGAUUCCUCUCAUGGCAGUCUGCAUCAUUAUUUUCCUUAAAGGCAGUCUUUGCUUCUGUCUUUCUGACUUGUCAUCGAUAGCAGUAAACUUUCCCCAGUGAGGGCAACACGGUAGCACAGCUGUCGAGUUCCUGCUUUACAGCACCAGACACCCGGGUUCGGGCAAAGGAAAUCUGCAAAUUCUAAAUGACAAUCCCGUCAAAUCUCCCAAGGUGCAUAAUUCCAAUUCAACAUGAAGAUGAAACAGACAGCCCUUCACGUUCUGAAGGAGGCGAGAACUUACCCAAGAGCAUCAAGAGAUGAGUGUAAACAGAAGCUGCAGAAAGGAAACGGAUGGGGAACGUCCAGCACAACCCGAAAUAAAUCCUGAACACUAACUUUAAAAAAUUGCCCAAUUCCUUGAUAUUAUUGUUUCAAGGUUGAAUCACUACACAAUUCAAGAAUUUAGGAAGGAACUGCAGAUGCUGGUUUAAACCGAAGAUAGACACAAAAAGCUGGAGUAACACAGCGAGCCGGACAGCAUCUAUGGGAAAAAAGAAUAGGUGAUGUUUCAGGUUGAGACCCUUCUUCUCCAGCUUGGAGAAGUCGUCACUUUUAAUUAUAUAGUACAUUUAAAAAACAACUCUCGUUGGCCAAAGUGCUCUACAUUGGUGGAGGUACUAACGUUUGAGAAGGGUCUCAAACUAAAACGUCACCUAUUCCUUUUCUUCAGAGAUGUUGUCUGACCCGCUGAGUUACUCCAGUUUUUUUUGUGUCUAUCGACAACUAAAACUCAUGGAUUUUGACAAAAGUGAUGAGACCACUACAAUCCCACUGUCCACUUCACCCACGUCCACUUACCACACCAGUUCACAGGUGAUUUCCGGGCACGUCACCACAUUUUUGUUCGUACGUUGCCUGUAUAAUAAUGAAAGUUUCCCGCUAGUGGUCAUGACUAGCCCAGAGAGAAACAAAGCAGCAUCAUUGUUUUACAAUAUACUUUUAAUCAUCUUAAAGAUUACAUUUUUUUUUUUUUUAAAGUCUUUUUACAUUGGAAUGUUGUCAUAUUCCCUCAUACAUUUUACAGGGUUACAAAAUCUGCUUCGAUCAUUUUUCAUCCAAAUCAAGGAACAAAAAAAAGGAAAAGAAAAAAAAAAUUUCACUUCACCUGGAAAACUAAUUCAACAAAAAAAGAG
Leucoraja erinaceus (little skate) is the source of this 5699-nucleotide messenger RNA. RefSeq names its product interleukin-18-like. The coding region runs from base 443 to 982 and encodes 179 amino acids. The record is from RefSeq and is a predicted model, not a curated record. Gene Ontology annotation, molecular function: cytokine activity. Gene Ontology annotation, biological process: inflammatory response; immune response. The transcript is spliced from 5 exons. NCBI's taxonomy places the organism in Eukaryota, Metazoa, Chordata, Chondrichthyes, Rajiformes, Rajidae.